Molecule: messenger RNA, 1129 nt
Organism: Pararge aegeria (speckled wood butterfly)
Lineage: Eukaryota; Metazoa; Arthropoda; Insecta; Lepidoptera; Nymphalidae
Gene: FaMeT7
Product: histone-lysine N-methyltransferase SETD1B-like
Exons: 5
Coding region: 117-803 (228 amino acids)
Source: RefSeq, a predicted model, not a curated record
AAGAACGAAGCGAUAAACAUUUGUCAGUGUCCCUUAAAGUCGUAAUAUACAGUGUUUUUGAGAUAAACGUUUAUUUUCAGUUAGUUCUGGUGUAAUUUUUAAAGGGAUUUUCGAAAAUGGCAUACAAUCCUCCCCCAAGUGGACCACCCCCUUAUUUUGGCUACCCUCCACCCCCCAGUCAAGCACCAGGGGCGUUCGCCUAUGUUCCGACACCAGUAAUGAUGCCGGUGUUCCCACCACCAGAAAGUCAUCCAUCGCAACCAACCUUCGUGACGAAUUAUAUAUACCCACCUCAACCUAUACCUGACCCGAUUAACAUUGUAGAACAGCCUGAAUAUCCUCCGGAGCUUCUUGACUGGGUACCAACCACGCCUGGCGAAGCCCAUACGCUGUAUGGCAGAGCAUAUACGGCAGGUAGAGAAGGUUGGGAUGGAAGCCCCCUGUGGUCUAUCCGAGCUCAUCACAACGGCGGUUUGAUUCUCGGGAAACUUGCUAUCAAGCACCGUGCAGCGUACAUACCAUUUGCUGGCAGAGAAAUACCGGUUCAUAACUUUGAGGUGCUAUGUGCCCCUCCCCACGCCGUCCAGUGGGUGCCUGCAAGUAACGGGCAGGUUCCUCCUGGAGCCAUCAUUGGAGGCAACACAAAUACUGCUGAGCCGCUGUAUGUCGGUCGAGCCCGUCACAGAGGCUCUUUAUCUCCUGGCAAGGUUCAACCUAGCCACGAAGCUUGCUACAUUUCUUUCGGCGGAUCUGAAGUUCCGUACAGGCAAUACGAGGUUCUUUGCCGAACAUCGAAUUUUUAAAAACGGGGCACAAAACAAGACAUUCGAAAAUUUUUUUCUACUUACAUUUCAAAAAUUUCAACCUUCAUCAACUGGUGACAUAAAGUUUAGGGAAACAAUGAACGUUAUAAAUCAAUAAAUAAAAUAAGGUAGAACAGAGUAGCUAGGUUUCUCAAAUUUCAUAAUAUUUUAUGGAAGAAAUAAUUAUAAGAUGGGUUUAUUUUUCUAAGGAAUAACUUCAAUACGCAUCGACCAGAAUGAUAUAUUCGUAAGGUAACUGAAGUAUAAAUGCAACAUAUAAAAAUAAAUGAAUGAACAUAAAUGAAACAACUACAUUGUAAAACAGU